AUGGAGAGACGAUAUGUUCCGGAUACUGGGGUUGGGGGGGGGGAUGGAGAGAGGAUAUGGUCUGGGUACUGCGAAUGGGAGGUCGAGAGAGGAUGUUCUCUGGAUACUGGGGGUGGGGAGGAGAUGGAGAGAGGAUAUGGUCCAAAUACUGGGGGUGGGGAGGAGAUGGAGAGAGGAUAUGGUCCAAAUACUGGGGGUGGGGAGGAGAUGGAGAGAGGAUAUGGUCCAAAUACUGGGGGUGGGGGGAUGGGGAGAGAGGAUAUGGUCCGGGUACCUGGGGUGGGGUUGCAGAGAGAGGACAUGGUCCGGGCACUGGGGUUGUGGGGAGAUGGAGAGAGGAUAUGGUCCGGGUACUGGGGGUGGGGGGAGUGGAGAGAGGAUAUGGUCUGUGUAUUGGGGGUGGGGGGGAGGUGGAGAGAGGAUAUGGUCCCAGUACUGGGGGUUGGAGUGUGGAGAGAGGAUAUGGUCCGGGUACUGGGGGUUGGAGUGUGGAGAGAGGAUAUGGUUUGUGUACUGGGGUUGCUUGGGGGAGACAGAGAGAGGAUAUGGCCCGGUUACUGGGGGUGGGGUGUGCAGAGAGUAUAUGGUCUGUGUACUGGGGGUGGGGGGUGGAGAUGGCGAGAGGAUAUGGUCCAGAUACGGAGGUGGGUGGGUGGAGAGAGGAUAUGGUCCAGGUACUGGUGGUGGGGGGGGGAGGUGGAGAGAGGAUACGGCCUGGAUACUUGGGGUGGGGGAUGGAGUGAGGAUAUGGUCUGGGUGCUGUGGGUGGGGGGUGUGGAGAGAGGAUAUUGUCCGGGUACCGGGGGUGGGGGGUGUGGAGGGGGGAUAUGGUCCGGGUACUGGGGGUGGGGAGGUGGAGAGUGGAUAUGGUCCGGGUACUGGGGGUGGGGGGUGGAGUUGGAGAGAGGAUAUGGUCCGGGUACUGGGGGUGGGGGGUGGAGUUGGAGAGAGGAUAUGGUCCGGGUACCGGGGGUGGGGGGUGUGGAGGGGGGAUAUGGUCCGGGUACUGGGGGUGGGGAGGUGGAGAGUGGAUAUGGUUCGGGAACUGGGAUUGGGGUUGGUGGAGAGAGGAUAUGGUUUAGGUACUGGGGGUGGGGCGGAGGUGGAGAGAGGAUACGGCCCGGAUACUUGGGGUGGGGGAUGGAGUGAGGAUAUGGCCUGGGUACUGUGGG
Messenger RNA from Hypanus sabinus (Atlantic stingray), 1172 nucleotides. RefSeq lists its product as uncharacterized. NCBI's taxonomy places the organism in Eukaryota, Metazoa, Chordata, Chondrichthyes, Myliobatiformes, Dasyatidae. The coding region runs from base 1 to 1149 and encodes 382 amino acids. The record is from RefSeq and is a predicted model, not a curated record. The transcript is spliced from 2 exons.